Molecule: messenger RNA, 7232 nt
Organism: Oncorhynchus kisutch (coho salmon)
Lineage: Eukaryota; Metazoa; Chordata; Actinopteri; Salmoniformes; Salmonidae
Product: E3 ubiquitin-protein ligase UBR2-like
Exons: 46
Coding region: 62-5395 (1777 amino acids)
Biological process (GO): protein ubiquitination; ubiquitin-dependent protein catabolic process via the N-end rule pathway
Cellular component (GO): ubiquitin ligase complex; cytoplasm
Molecular function (GO): ubiquitin protein ligase activity; zinc ion binding
Source: RefSeq, a predicted model, not a curated record
GCUCGCACUACGAAGUAACGGCUGAUAUCCGUUUCCUUCCGCACUGGGAGAGGGAGUGAAGAUGGCGGCGGCCGAAUCUGAUCGUGAAGUACCUUCUGCUCUGUGUACUGAAUUCCUGAAUUUCUCUGUCAAAGACACAGCUUCGAAAUGGCUCCAAGUGACUGAUCUGUACAAGGAGGUGUACCAUCACCUGGCCCGCUAUGUCCCAAAGAUCUACUGCCUGGGGCCCAACCUGAACCCCCAGAGUGAGGACUUGCUGGCCCAGAUGCUGCUGCAGGCCCCUCUGGAGUGGUACCUGUGUGGGGAGGACCCCUCCACGGGCCUGGCCAAGCUGGAGCAGAACAACCAGCCCUCACAGCUCUGCGGACACGUCUUCAAAGUGGGAGAGCCCACCUACUCAUGCAGGGAAUGUGCUGCAGACCCCACCUGUGUGCUGUGUAUGCAGUGUUUCCUGGGCAGUGUGCAUAAAGAGCAUCGCUACAGGAUGACGACCUCUGGGGGAGGGGGUUUCUGUGACUGUGGAGACACAGAGGCAUGGAAGAAGGGCCCUUACUGUCAGAAACACGAGCCCAACAUCAGUGACUCUUGUCAGGAGGAUCCCCUGGCCCACCUCUCAACAGACAUGAUUGCCCGCUGCUAUAAUGUCUUCUCCGUUGUGCUGAAAUACGCAGUGGACAUGCUCACCUGGGACAAGGAGGAUGAACUGCCCCUGGGCCUGGAGCCUCCAGACCGAAGUGACACUUAUUACUGCAUGCUCUUCAAUGACGAGGUGCACACCUACGAGCAAGUCAUCUACACCCUUCAGAAGGCGGUCAACUGCACCCAGAAAGAAGCAGUCAGCUUCGCCACCACAGUGGACAGAGAUGGAAGGAAAUCGGUGCGCUUUGGCGACUUCGCUUUCUGUGAGCUGGCCAAGUCGGUCAUUGUGAGGAACACGAGUCGUCAGUCCAAGCCCUUGCGGGUCCAGGUAAUGCACUCCUCGGUGGUGGCUCAUCAGUGCUUCGCUCUCAAAGCCCUCCACUGGCUGGGCCACGUCAUAGGAUACUCAGAUGCUCUGAGGAGGAUCCUGUGUCAGGUGGGCCUAGAGAGGGGGCCAGAGGGUGAGAACUCCUCCCUGGUGGACACGCUCAUGCUCUGUGACUCCAAGAUGUGGAAAGGAGCCAGGAACGUCUACCACCAGCUCUUUAUGAGCAGCCUUCUCAUGGACCUCAAAUACAAGAAGCUGUUUGCUAUCCAGUUCGCAAAAAAUUAUGAGCGCUUGCAGAGCGACUAUGUGAAAGAUGACCACGACAGGGAGUUCUCGGUCACUGACCUCUCGGUGCAAAUGUUCACAGUGCCCUCCCUGGCGCGGAUGCUGAUCACCGAGGAGAACCUGAUGACCACCAUAAUCAGGACCUUUGUGGACCACCUGCGCCACCGCGACUUGCAGGGCCGCUUCCAGUUUGAGCGCUAUACCGCCCAGCAGGCUUUCAAGUUCCGCCGCGUCCAGAGCCUCAUCGGAGACCUCAAGUAUGUCCUCAUCAGUCGGCCCACAGAGUGGAGUGACCAACUCAGGGAGAAGUUCCUGGAGGGCCUGGACACCUUCCUGGAGCUGCUCAAGUGCAUGCAGGGAAUGGACCCGGUUGUGAGGCAGGUGGGCCAGCACAUUGAGAUGGAGCCUGAGUGGGAGGCAGCCUUCACCCUGCAGAUGAAGCUCACACACAUCAUCUCCAUGAUACAGGAGUGGUGCGCUACAGAUGAGCGUGUGCUGAUUGAAGCCUAUAAGAAGUGCCUGACUGCCCUUACACACUGCCACAGUGGCUUCGCCGACGGGGAGCAGCCCAUCACACUGAGCAUGUGUGGACAUUCUGUGGACACCAUCCGCUACUGUGUGUCUCAGGAGAAAGUCAGCAUCCACCUGCCUGUGUCCCGCUUACUUGCAGGUCUCCACGUUCUCCUCAGUAAGAUGGAGGUGGCCUACAGAUUCCCUGAACAGCUUCCGCUGAGUGAGCUAAGCCCCCCCAUGCUAAUAGAACACCCCCUUCGCUGCCUGGUCCUCUGUGCCCAAGUGCACGCCGGGAUGUGGAGGAGAAACGGCUUCUCAUUGGUCAAUCAGAUCUACUACUACCACAAUGUCAAGUGCAGAGUGGAGAUGUUUGACAAGGACCUCAUUAUGCUGCAGGCCGGCGCUUCCAUGAUGGAUCCCAACCACUUCCUGAUGAUAGUCCUGAGCCGCUUCGAGCUCUACCACAUCUUCAGCUCCGCCGACUGCAGGAAGAGAUACAACCGGGAGAACGCCAACAAGGACGUGGUCCAGCAGAACAACACCCUAACGGAGGAGAUGCUGCACCUCAUCAUGAUGGUUGUGGGUGAGCGUUUUGAAGCUGGUAUCGGCCAGGUGGAAGGCUGUGACGAGAUUAAGCGGGAGAUCCUUCACCAGCUUUGUAUUAGACCCAUGGCCCACAGCGAGCUGGUCAAAGCCCUGCCUGAAAAUGAGAACAAGGAGACUGGUAUGGAGAGAGUGAUCGACUGUGUUGCUUCGUUUAAGAAGCCUGGCGUGACAGGCAGAGGGCUAUAUGAGCUCAGGCCAGAGUGUGCCAAGCAGUUCAACCUCUACUUCCACCACUACUCCCGCGCUGACCAGUCCAAGGCAGAGGAAGCCCAGAGAAAGCUGAAGAGACAGAACGGAGAGGACACAGGUAGAGCGUCUCAACGAGAAACACUUGCUUCCAUCUCUGUGGUGAUUGGUCGUGGUACACAAGAACAUCUUGGAACCCUCCCUCCUCCGGUGCUUCCCCCGUUCUGCCCGCUGUUUGCCAGCCUGGUGAACAUUCUGCAGUGUGACGUACUGCUGGGCAUGCUGGGAGCCGUGCUCCAGUGGGCCGUGGAGCCCAGUGCAGGACACUGGUCUGAGUCCAUGCUGCAGAGGGUGCUCCACCUAAUAGGCAUGGCUUUACUGGAGGAACAUCAGCAGUUAGAGAACAGUAGUGAGGACAACGACGUCUACUUCAACUUCACCCUCAAAAUGUCCCGUCCAGGGGAAGCCCCCAGUAACACAGCCAGUGUCCUGGCCCUCCUGGAGAACCUACAGAAUGCCCCUCAUCUUGAGGUCCACGAGGACAUGAUCCGUUGGCUCCUCAAGACGGUGGCUGGCAUCAAGACGAUGCGGGAGCGUAGCGCUUCCACUUCCACCGUGACCGCCAGCGGGAGCCGCGGUCAGGAAGAGACAGCGUGCGACAAGGACAAGGCGGAGAGGAAGAGGAAGGCGGAGAUGGCCCGCCUGCGAAGGGAGAAGGUCAUGGCCCAGAUGUCGGAGAUGCAGAGGCACUUUAUCAACGAGAACAAGGAGCUGUUCCAGCAGAGUCUAGAGGAGCUGGAUGCUUCCACCUCUACCUCACUGGAGCACAGCCCCGCGUCGCCAGACGCAGCCCUGGCGUGUGUGGGCCCCAGGCGGUCACGUCCCAGGGAGAAGAGGCAGGUUGUUACGUGUAUCCUGUGCCAGGAGGAGCAGGAGAUCCGGGCUGACGGCAAGGCCAUGGUGCUGGCUGCCUUCGUCCAGCGCUCCACCGUCAUGUCCAAGAACCGCACGAGACCACCGCACGACCCCAAGCGCUACGACCCUCUCUUCAUGCACCCUGACCUGUCGUUCGGCACGCACACAGGCAGCUGUGGCCACAUCAUGCACUCUCACUGUUGGCAGAGGUACUUUGAGGCGGUGCAGGCCAAGGAGCAGCGGCGUCAGCAGCGACUGCGUGUCCACACCAGCUACGAUGUGGGGAACGGGGAGUUCCUGUGUCCGCUCUGCGAGUGCCUCAGUAACACCGUCAUCCCCCUGCUCCCCCGAACUAUGGGCUCCAGCAGUUGUGAUCAGCCUGGCCUGGGUCAGUGGCUGAAGAUCAGCGGUCAGCAGAUAAAGGCCAUGCACUCUGCCCACAGGAAACUCCAACCUGUCAGUACCGUUGAAGAGAGAGUGGAAGAAGAGUGCCCUGCCCCUGAGGUUUUCACUGUGGACUACAUUCCCACGAAUCCCUACUCUAGCACCAUAAAGGAGAUGCUGACCACUUUUGGGACAGCGACCUACAAAGUUGGCCUUAAGGUGCACCCCAACGAGCAGGACCCUCGCAUCCCCAUCAUGUGCUGGAGCAGCUGUGCCUACACCAUCCAGUCCAUAGAGCGACUGUUGGUGGACGAGAAGAAGCCUUUAUUUGGAAGUUUACCUUGCAGACAGGACGACUGCCUGAGCUCCCUGGCCAGGUUCGGCUCAGCGUGUUGGACUGCGGCCUGUCAGCCCACCGUGCAAGGCCACUUCAUCCGACUGUUAGCAGCUUUGAUUCCAGACCCCCAGGUGGAGGCCUCUCCGUGUAUCCUGGACGUAGACAUGUUGCACCUGCUGGUAAGUGUGGUUCUGUCCUACGGGUCGGUCCACUCCCAGGACUCGUCAGGGCUGAGCGUGGACGCUGUCCAGCUGCACCUCUUCCACCUUAUCACUGUGGCUCACAUGGUCCAAAUACUACUCACUUCUGGCCCAGAGGAGGUGACCAUGGAGCAGGAGAGCGGCGAGGUGGAGCGGGGGGAGGAGGAAGGCGCCUGCCGUCUCUACAACACCCUCAGAACACACGUGGGCAGUUCCCUACCUGAGGUGGGCUCUGGUUGGCACCUGUGGCGGUGUGUGAAGACUGGCAUCCUGCCCUACCUGAGAGGAGCGGCGCUGUUCUUCCACCACCUCCACGGAGUUCCUGCACCCCCAGAGCUGCAUGCUCUGUGUCCUGGUCAGUGGGAGGUGCUGUGCGGAUACCUCAGUCUGCCCUCCAACCUGCUGCAGCUCUUCCACGGUCAACAGGAGCUACUGGAGCCCUUACUGCAUGGGUGGUGCACUCACCCAGGUAUACAGCAGACCCUUCAGGGAGGUGGUGUUCUUGUGAGUUUUCCUCGGGAGUCCAACAGUCUGAUUGACCUACCAGAUGACUACAGUGCCCUCAUAAACCAAGCCUCCAGCUUCACGUGCCCUAAGUCGGGUGGGGAUAAGUCCCGUGCGCCCACCCUGUGCCUGGUGUGUGGCUCCAUGCUUUGUUCUCAGAGCUACUGCUGCCAGACAGAGCUGGAGGGAGAGGACGUGGGAGCCUGCACUGCUCACACCUUUGCCUGCGGAGCUGGAGUAGGCAUCUUCCUCAGAGUGAGAGAGAGCCAGGUUCUGUUCCUGGCUGGUAAAACUAAGGGCUGUUUCUACGCUCCUCCUUACCUGGACGACUAUGGAGAGACAGACCAGGGCCUAAGGCGGGGGAACCCAUUGCACCUGUGCCACGAGCGCUACCGCAAGAUCCAGAAGCUGUGGCGCCAGCACAGCAUCACCGAAGAGAUAGGCCAUGCCCAGGAAGCCAACCAAACCCUGGUUGGCAUCGACUGGCAGCACCUGUGAUGUCUUAGGUCACAUCUACCGGAGUCGGACACACCCCUUCUCCAUAUGAAUGGGGGUGGGGGGCACGGCACAUGGGGGUGCGGAAUGGUUGUCAAGGCAACACAGCCCCACCUCUUUCGCUCCUCCCCCCCGAUUGGAUAAGGGGUACGUGACGCCCCCCCCCCUCUGUCUGAGAGUGGAUGAAUGCAUGUAGGUUUUUCUCCUUUUCUUUUUGCUGUUUCUCCCUUGAAGAAAUGUAAUAUAAAAGAGUGUGUGUGUGUGUAUAUAUAUAUAUAUAUAUAUAUAUAUAUAUAUAUAUAUAUAUAUAUAUACACACAUAUAUAUAUAUAUAUAUAUAUAUAUAUAUAUACACACACACAUCGCUCUCAAGCAUAUAGCUGACGCAUCGGGCACCCAUGGACUGGCUCGGGUGUAAUAUGAAUACUCAGAGUAUAACUUCUUUAUAGGAAUGCUAUUUUAAUUUCUGCCUAUUCAAAUACCAUUAAAUUAUUUCUAAGGUAGAUGGCUGACGUAUUGGUUUAUUUACAGUUGGAUUUGCUUUGAUGCUAAACAUUUUUUACUAAGCACCAGGUUUUCCUUCUUGCUCUUGUCAGCCAGUGACAGCUCAUUUCAGAGUUUGGGACACAAUCUCAUCAGAUAGGUGAGGUCAGAUUGUGCCCCUUACCAGUAUUGGGAUCCAUUCUAUUUCAAUUUCAACCUAAGAGCUGAAAAAUCCUUAUUGAAAAUCAAUGGUGCUUUUCAGCUUCGAUUUGGAAUUUUAAAUAAAGUCCUGAAAUGUAUUGACCCCCCCCACCCCCCAUUAGUUACUUUCUCCAGUCUGAUGGACACCCAAAUACACAGAGAGAAUACAAGCCAAUGUAAGGAAGUUCGGUAACACACUGGUGUGAAUGUUUGUGUUUUUGUGUUUUACUCCUGAGUGCCUGUGUUCUGGUUUUUAAAUUUGUCAGGGUGUAUGUUGGAGUGUGUUAAGUCUUUUUGCAGGUUGAGUGUGUGCAUUUUGUCAGUGCUUUGUAUUUUAACACUAUUUAAAUGAACCCCUUUGCCCACAGAUAUGAGCCUUUUUAAGGCAAGGCUGUCCCUUCCUUUUUUGCUAAUGUGUGCGUGUGUGAUUGGUUGAAGUCAAUUUUAUCUGAUGUGCAUUGAUGGGGUUUGUUUGUUUUGGAAAUUGUUUUUGUAUUGUACAUUUUUUUUUAUGUUCAGCAGAAACGUUUUUUUCUGUAUGAGAAGAGAAUGCAGAAACAUAUCCCUCGACCUGUUUUAUUUUUAAUUUUUAAAUAAACCCACUGAUCUCAUAUAUAUAUAUAUAUAUAUAUAUAUAUAUAUAUAUAUAUACAUACAUACAUACAUACACCAGUGGGUUUGCCUGACCCGACCUGGAAUAAAACUCAAUCUUAGUUAAUUUUUUGGUCAGAUAAAAGUCUUAGCCCUCUUAAGGUUGCCUCUGGACUGUACCAUUUUUUUCCACAGCUACGGCUGGGUGGACUGGCACAUUGGGGAAAAUAUCGUCCUUAAGGCUCGGAAAUAGAAUAGAUUAGUCAGGCUCACAAGGCACUUUAGAGGAACGAACACAUGCAAGCGCACACACACACACACUGCUCUUUGAUGCAGGUUCUCUCUGAUGCUGGGACCUGAAGCUCUGUAUUCUUCAUCCCAUCACUCCGUUGGCAUGUUUUCCCGGUAACCACCCCCACCCCAUUCUUUGACACGCUCCCAAUAUCGAGGCUGUAUUAUUAUUAUUAUUAUCGUGUCAGACUUGUUAAUAUGUGAAUUACUGUAUAAAUGAGUACAUUGUACUAUAUUGUAAAAGAAUACCAAAAUAAAUCAAAAGGAAAAGGAA